Molecule: messenger RNA, 744 nt
Organism: Acaulospora morrowiae
Lineage: Eukaryota; Fungi; Glomeromycota; Glomeromycetes; Diversisporales; Acaulosporaceae
Source: the annotation of a GenBank genome assembly
CAGAGCUGGGUCGGAUUACCUCUCGCUCUUAUCAUGCAUAAUCUAUUAUCAAAUGUUUCUACCUCAAACAAUCAACUAAUCUCAUCUAUUGGAGUUCAACAGCCCAUGACUGGAUCAUGCAAACCUCCACAGGUAUCAGUUGAAAUCCAAACCUUCCUUUCCGACCAAGUUAUCAAACCUCAAGUAUCACAAUUCACAACCUCAACACAAACCGUCACUGGGGAGUUCUCACCGAAAACGGAGGCUCCGCCAUCGCAAGAUCACAACAAAAUUGAAAUAUCAACUCAAACUCCCAAGGUUUUGCAACUUUCAAAAUCAACCCAAAUCCCCAGAGUCCCACAACUUUCACAAUCAACUCAGACACUCAAUGUUUCACAAGCUUCACAGUCAACCCAGACCCCCAAAUAUUUGCAAUAUUCACAAGAAUGUCAAACUUCAGAUCCAGAGACGCCGGCAGUCAGACUUCAAACUCCUUAUGAUAAGAUUCUUUCUCAUGCGGAGAUCACUGAAGUUUCGAAUUCAAAACAAUGUGAAGAUAUUGAAGGUGAAGAUAUUGAAGGUGAAAAUAUUGAAGUUGAACAAAAGAUAGAGAGGAGAAAAUAUAAAGUAGAAGCAGUUAAACAUGACAAAAAAAGAAGUUGGACAUUUUCUUUAUUUAAUUUUGUCUUGUUUCUCGGUAUAUUUUCUGGUAUAGGGUUGGUGAUAAUUGAAAAAUUGGGAAACGAAGAACUCAGUUAUUGUUAA